CGCCUAUUUACUUGAGUCAUUACUCUAGUUACUCCAAUUUUACGAUUAACCACUUACCAUAGCGAUAAUGAUUCAAAAGUUACACACACUUUUGGGCCACACGGACAAAGUGUGGUCGGUCUCGCUCCACCGGACGCUUCCGCUUGUGGCUACGGUCUCGUCAGAUAAGCAGUGCCGCGUGUACGACCUCGGUUCCGGGCAGUUGGUGACUGUACUCGACGACACACACAAGCGCUCAAUCUGCUCGGUAGCGUGGAAGCCUACGAGUGCUCUCGAAUUGCCCGCGCUCGCAAUGGGCUCGUUCGACGCCACCGUCUCCAUCUGGGGCCGGGAGGACCACGAGGAUACGGGCGACGACUGGAACCUCUUGGCCAUCAUCGAGGGUCACGAAAACGAGGUCAAGGGCGUGUGCUGGAAUAAAGACGGGUACUUGCUCGCAUCAUGCUCGCGCGACAAAUCAAUCUGGAUCUGGGAGACGGACGAGUCGAACGACGAGUUUGAGUGUAUCUCGGUCUUACAGGAGCACUCGCAGGACGUUAAGCACGUGACAUGGCACGGUGCCGAGGAUUUAUUGGCGUCGCUGUCGUAUGAUGAUACAGUCAGGAUCUGGCGGGAGGACGAUGACGACUGGAGCUGCGUCGCGGUGUUGAAUGGGCACACGGGGACGGUGUGGUGCUCGGACUUUGAAAUUCAGACGUCUCAAACCGCCAGGUUAGAGAGCGAAGCAAAUGGGGAAGCGAAUGGGGAAGCGAAUACGAAUGGUGUCGGGCGUGAAACCCGACUUGUGUCCUGCAGUGAUGACACAACUGUGCGUGUGUGGAACCGAGUCGCUAUCUCCAGCUCCUCGGCCUUCCGCACGAACGAACAGUGGGAACAGCAAUCGAUUUUGCCCCAGAUCCACACCCGAGCAGUCUACUCGGUCAGCUGGAGUCCGUACUCACCGCGUAUUGCAAGUACGGGGUCUGACGGUAAAUUGGCCGUGUAUCGUGAGUCGGCUGCGGGCUGGGUAGUGGAACUGGUGCAGGAGCUUGCGCAUGGAAUUUACGAGGUCAACUCGGUUGCGUGGGGGAGGCUGGGGGAGCUGGAGAUUUUAGUGACUGGGGGUGACGACGGGAAUGUUCAUGUCUGGAGUGUGAGCAAUUAAAUAGGUAAUGAAGGUAAAGAAAGGUUGAAUUGAGAUAGAGAAUUGAAGGCGUAUGAUAGAAAUGAAAUAUUCUGAAAUUUUACAUUACCUUCAGUAGUAAUAAUGCCGACAGAUAACACUAUGUUCAC
Molecule: messenger RNA, 1272 nt
Organism: Babjeviella inositovora NRRL Y-12698
Lineage: Eukaryota; Fungi; Ascomycota; Pichiomycetes; Serinales
Product: iron-sulfur cluster assembly protein
Exons: 1
Coding region: 68-1144 (358 amino acids)
Biological process (GO): iron-sulfur cluster assembly
Cellular component (GO): cytosolic [4Fe-4S] assembly targeting complex
Molecular function (GO): protein binding
Source: RefSeq, a predicted model, not a curated record